Molecule: messenger RNA, 6120 nt
Organism: Caenorhabditis auriculariae
Lineage: Eukaryota; Metazoa; Nematoda; Chromadorea; Rhabditida; Rhabditidae
Source: the annotation of a GenBank genome assembly
AUGGGAGAUUCAAAAGACGACUUCAACGAUAAGGCUUUACUGAAGGUCCUCGCAAACAAAGCAAACGGUUGCCUGGCCAUUUUCGGUCGUGGGGUAUUUCAAAUCAGCUUCGAUUCAGUUGAGCAAUUGAUUCAGGAUUACUACGCAGUCUACGACAAAGACGCAUUAUUGGUGGCCACGCACAUCUUCAAAAGCGACGUUUGCCUGAAAAGGCUCACGUUGCAAGGUUGGAUGAAGAAAAUGAAGAUGAGAAGAUUUUCUCGUAAUUAGCGAAGAAUGAAAAAUAGACUUAGUCUUUAAUUUCUUUUUUUAUACCUGUUUUUAUUUAUUAUUUCUGGAAGUUUAAAUCAGUCUAAUAUUACUCAUUCUUAAAAGGACCAAACCAAUCUCUGAGGAAAGUUCUACGAUUUGAAUGAGAGUAGAGAGUUCCCCUCAUCCUUCAGUUUUUUGCAAGUUUUGAGGAUUAAUUCAGGUAGUGAAGAUCAAGUUUCAUUGGAUGAAAUGAAUUGAUUCUUUCGAAAGAAUGAUCGAGUUGUUUUUUUCUUAAUUUUCGUAAACUUUUAUCGAUAGUACUUCGGUUUGAUGACCUAAAUUUUUUGAAAAAAAAAAAUUGACGAUAGAACAAUGCGUCGAAAUUUUUAUGUCAACUACGAAAAUUGAUGUUUCAGCCGACAAUGACUACACGAUGGACUACGUGACGAUGAACGAAGGACAGUUCGAAAAAGUUGUCCGCGAGGCGAUCACCUUGCUCAGGUACCGCGUGGUCCUGUACAAGUACCAGGAUGGCGAGUGGACCAUCGAGGCCAAGGUCUUCCCUCCAGGAAUCUAGAACUGUAGGGAUUUUCUCAGGGAACCGUUGGAAACGCCGGCGACUUUGAGGAUAUCGUCGGCGACGCCGAUAAAGCCUCCAAUUUUGCAGUUUUUCUUCAUUCAAAACUCGAUGAUGUUAGUCAAUCACAACAUAUAUACAAUUUAUUACACUUUGAAACUUGGAAAAAAAGUUCAAAAAGUUUCCUCCGUCGUUUUUUUUUUAGGUUUUUUUUUUGCGAGUUUGCUUCAGAAAAACUUGAAAAGUUGGUCAAUCAGUUUGCUCAAGCAAAACUAAAAAACGGACUUGGAAUGAUUUGAAGCAUAAGCGGCAGCUUGAGGCUCGCCUGACCUGAAACGACUUUAACUGAGUAACCUAUAGUUCGAAAAAUAAAAUGGGAAAUAGCUUCCAGUUUUGUUUUCUUAUUAGUUUUUUACUUCAAUUAUUUAAAAAAAAGUUUUGACUUAUAUUCGUUUGGCGCGAGAUCUAAAUUUUCGACAGGAUUUUGCGAUUUUUUUUUUCAAAUCCAUGUUCAUCUCAUUUCUGAGUUUAGAAAAAAACUGUUUAUUGCAUCUUCAAUGUAAGAGUACAUGUGCAAUCGACUUUCAUUGAUUUAACUGUGUUUAAACGGCGGCAGGAGCUGUGGCUUAGGCAGAAAAGCUGUGAAUUUGGCUCGUAGAACAUUAGGUACAAGAGAGGUCGUAGGAAGAAGUACGGUGCCGGCUUUCCAAAGGCCGAUAGAAAAAACCAUUUCAUUUCUGAGUAUAUUUCUCAAAUUUAGCUUCAAUAAACUAAAUUUUUGACUAGCACCUGGAAGUUGCGAAAAGAAAGAAUACCGCUUGAGAGAGGAAAGAACUUGACAAUUUCUACAUCACAAACUAUCAAACUUCGAAAAAAAAAAGUGGUGGCAGUAACCUUUUUUUGAUUGUCUCAAGCCGGCUAUAGUUAAUUGAAGAGGAUUUUUAAAAAAAAACCAUGGAAAAGAGCCUAAAACUUUUUUUCACCACCUACUUUGGAAUUUCAGAACCGCAUAACUGUUUGCUCUUGGGAUAUCACUCAGCUGCGCAUCGUCGUCACUGAAUUCAACGAUACGACAGCCUUCUCAAAUUUUGAGGUUCACUUUUCAUUUUAGCCAAAAUGCGUUUUUCCAUUGCAGCAAUGUGUCAUCGGCUUGAAUCCGACCAAUUGUUUGAUCCUCAGAGAUCAGCUGGACACAGAGAAAGACAAGAAACUGAGCAACGUCCUGUCGAAUCUGAACGUCGCGGAGAGUGAACACAGGUCGAUGGCCAAUUGGGAGCAAGUCUGCUCGGUCUUCAAAUCGGACCAUUUAGGUUAGAGAAGAGGGAAAAAUGUUUGGAUCGACUUUUCAAAAAUGCUAGAAAAAGGUCUUGCAAAUUUCGAAGAAGGAAAAGAUAACUAGAGAAUCACAGGGACGCUUUCAAAAGUCAUCAAAUUGAAGUUAAACGUGGAAAAUUAUGUUAGAGACGGACAGAUAAAGCUGUAGAAUAUUUGGAUCACUUCUUUAAAUUGGAUCAAUUCUAAAAACCAACUGUAUUGGAAUAUUAAAAUGGAAGAAAGUCGAAAAAAAAACAUGUUUUCAAGCAAGAAGUCUAGGGAGAAGCUCUACUUUGAGAAUUUUGAACCUUAUCAGUCUAGUUUAAUUAUUUUUUUUUCUCAGUUUCUUUGUUUUUAUAAGCGGAUAAUAAUUUUUUUUUACUUAUAUUGAGAUGAGCUAAAUUAAUAAACCACCAAACUUUGCACUCGAUCCGAAAAUGGCAGGGGGUUAUGAAAAUUUUCUAAUUAAUAAAAGUUUCAUCAUUAGAGUGGCUGAGAUUCUCAUUGCAAAAAAAAGAUGUUCAGAAUUGAGAAAAUUUUUUUUCACAAUUUGAAGAGAGGAAAAGUUUCGAACAAGGAAUCAAAAAUUAGUUCAAAAAUCUACAAAAUAAUUCAUUUGAAAGUCUCACUACUUCCGAAAAAUUUUUCUAGUUGGAAGGGGAAUUUCGGAACUCUUAUUUUUCAAUUUUAAAAGUUUUGGAAGAUUCGAAUCAUUCGGAAAUUUUGCAGAAAAAGUCAACGAAUUUUCAAGAGAAACUAGAGAGUGCAUGAUGAAUCUUUGCUCUUUUCUGCUCGCCGACGACAUUGAACAGUACGAGGGAAAGUUCUCCUUGACCAAUUAUGGCACCACGGGGUUCAUGCACCUCGACGCGGCUGCCGUCAAUGCCUUGGAGCUUUUCCGGCUCAAUUAUAACUAUUCAGGUGUUAAUCUCCCGGUGAAGACGAAAAAUAGAAGUGAUUGAGGGGAGAACGGAGGCGCUGGCUCGGCGACGCUCUACUCGGUCCUCAACAAGUGCAAAACUCUACCGGGACAGAAACUUUUGCGUAAGGAAGUUUCUCAUGAAUUGCAAUGCUUUUUUUAGGGUUCUAACUUUAGGAAAGCGAGCAAUGUUUUUUUCCUGAAAGUACCUUAAGCUGUAACAAACAAAAAAGUCAAUAUUAUAAAUGUGAAAUUUCGUUUUAUAAUGCCCGCUGUAUUCGCCGCGGCUUGACACUUUUCGAGCGUCUGCGUCUCUGCUCCCUCACCGACGAGGUCAGAGAAACAUGAGAACAGCGUACUAUCAUGGGAGCGUUGCCGAUAGACGAGGAGGGCGCAGAGAAAAACAGCAUUUUCAAAUCGCGAAAAACAGAGUAUACUCUAGGAAAGAAAGUUAAUAAGAAUAAGAACGAACUUCGGGAAAAUAAGGCACUAAAAAAUUAAAAUUUAACUUUUUGAGGGGGAAAUGCGUUUCUAUCAGGAAAAAAAAUAUGAACACAUCUGAACGUAAGACAGAGAUUAACCUUAUCUAAAAGAGCCGUUUUAGGUCUAGUUAAAAAAAAAAUAAUGAUCUCUGAACUGUAGGAGAUUGGCUAGCGCGACCUUUGACCGAUGUCCGACAGCUGGAAGAACGUCAAGACGCCAUCGCCGCGUUGAUUUCGGCCGAUGAGAUUCGGCGCCUGCUGGGAGACGUCUUGACUGUUCUUCCUGAUUGUUCCGCUUUGAGCAAGAGAUUAAUUCGCGAAACUUCAACUCUGCUGGUUUGAAAAGAGUCGCGGAAUCCAGAAAAAGAACAAAAAUAAGCAAUUCAGGACCUUUACCGAACCUUCCACGUCCUCACACAGCUGAAUAGGGUUUGCAAUCUAUUGAUGAAGCUUUCUGAAACUGAAGACGGUGUUUACAAAAACGCUGUCAAGGAAUUGCUUGUGGUUUGUUUUUUUCAAAUCAUAAAGUUCAACCAAUAUGAAAAACUCAGGAACCGAUACGGUUUUGUGAAAUAUAUUUCGAGAAUUUCACAUCUUUGGUCGAGAACACCAUCGACCUGGAUUACUACAAAAAGAAAAACGAGCUUCGCGUUCUGCCGAGUCUCAGUUCUGAGCUUCAGCAGAGUGCCACGGAUAUGGAUGCGAUCGAAGCCGAUUGCGAGAAAAUCCGCAAGAAGGUGCGUAUUGAAAACAAAAAAGUGCCAGAAGCCUAGAAACUGAAGUCAUUUACUUACUUACUUAGAUACUUAGAUGGUCCAUCUUCGCUUUCGACCUUUUAUUGCCUUUUAGUGCCUUUUAUUGAUCGAAGCGUGGACCACACGUUUUCCGGGAGGUCUUAUGCAAUCGGUCAUCCAGUUUUGUCGUCCUGGUUGACUGGUAUUCUUGCGAAAAAGUUCCAUCCGUGGUGUUAAACGUGUUAUAGCAUAAUUGUGGUCUUAUUAUCCUUUUUGCCUUGCCAGGGCUAAAAAAGACCGCCCAUUCUGUUAGCAGAAGCAAGCCGAACUGCGUGACCGGUGUACCGUUAGCCGCCAUAAAUGGCGUUGCCUCCCCAUCACCGCGUAGAGGUGGUACUUGAAAGGGUCAUUUAGUGAAGAUUUCUUGAAAAUUUAUUCAAAUUUAUGUUAGGAGGGAAUUUUCAAAGUUUGGUUUGACAAACUUUUUAGGCCUGAAAUAACUAUUUUGCAGCUUUAAAAAGUCUUAAAAAAAUUUAAAGUUUGCGCUGGCAGCGGCGAAUAGAAAUUCAAAUCUGGACCUGAAGAGAACGUUUGAAAAAAACUUCAGAAACGUGUUAGAGUUUCCAUUUUUUUCUUUUCUCUUAAGCUUAUGAUUCUUACGAAAAAAGUCAGAAGCUUUGAAUUUUUUUUUUUGAAAGGUUUUCUUGUUUUUUUUUUUGCUAUCGUUGUGUAUCCGUAUCAAACUUCGGUUUGGAAAAACAGAACCAAAUUAUGGGCCAUUUUAUUCGAUUAUCCAGUUGAAAAGAUAAAAAAACAUAUUAAAUUUUCUAGUUGGCCGCCAAAACCGAAGUCGACGGUAUCAAACUCGAAAGAAACUCCAAGUUUGGCUUCUAUUUCCGAAUGACCUCAAAGGUAACCGAAGUUCUAAAAACUUUCCUAUUUUUCCACAGGACGAGAAAAGCAUCAGAAACAACGGAGAAAUCAUCAUUUUGGACUCGAAGAAAGGAAGCGGCAUCAGCUUCACUGUUAAAGGUCUCGAGCCCCUCAAUGCGAGGUUUGAUGAUCUCGGAAUUGAGGAAUUUAUGUCGAAACGUUCCAGGUAUCAAGAAAUCCAUGGGGACUUCAAAAAAGAUCAGGAGAAGUUGACCAAGUCGGUGUUGAAGACGAGUAGUGAGUUUUUGAUCCAAAAAGGACAACAUUCAAGUAAAAAAAUUUUCACGUUCACAUUACUCUAGAUUCUUGAAACGUUGAAAAGUUAAAUUUUUCCUUUUAUCUGAGACCAUUGAAUUUCUGUAAAAUAACCCCCAACACUAUUGGAAUAAUAAAAUCCAUAAAGCUCGCUGACAAUUUGAGCCCUGCUACAUCCGGUGACAUUAUUUCCAUUUUCGUUUUUUUAAAAGUUUUCUGUGGAUGAACCAUUGUACUAUCGUUUGUUCUUGAAACUUUCGAAAAAUGAGCUUGAAAAAAAAUAAUAUUGAAAAACUUCUCAGGGGAGCUUAUUGAGUAUCUGCCCUUCUUGUCAAGCUCGUUGUCGACGAUGGACGUUCUGAUUUCCUUGGCCGAAGUCUCGGCCACCGCCUCCAGGUCUUAUGUUCGUCCCAAAUUGCUUCCACUAGGUACUGAAUUUGGUUUAUCUUUGAUAUUUUACUUUCUGUAUAGCUUUUUUUUUCUGCUGUGUUUUUAAAACGUCACCGACUCGAAACACAUAUUUCAAGGCUUUUCGCUAUUUCCUAUUCUCGUUAAGGGUCCGGAGUCUUGAAUCUGAAGCAGUGCAGACACGCGGUCAUUGAGCAGAAGAGCGAAGAACAGUUCAUUCCAAAUGACGUCGUCUUCGGUUCCUGA